GACGGCGGGAAGAUGGCGGCGGCGGGAUCCCUGGAACGGAGCUUCGUGGAACUGAGCGGAGCUGAACGCGAAAGGCCCAGGCACUUUCGAGAAUUCACAGUCUGCGACAUUGGGACUGCAAGUGCCGCGUUUGGAACGGUGAAGUACAGUGAGAGCGCGGGAGGCUUCUAUUAUGUGGAAAGUGGCAAGUUGUUCUCCAUCACCAGAAACAGGUUCAUUCAUUGGAAGACUUCUGGGGAUACAUUGGAGCUCGUGGAAGAAUCACUGGAUUUAAAUUUGUUGAAUAAUGCUGUUCGCCUAAAAUUCCAAAAUUACAACAUCUUACCCGGUGGGGUUCAUGUCUCUGAGACUCAGAAUCAUGUGAUAAUCUUAAUAUUAACCAAUCAGACAGUGCACAGAUUAAUUUUACCACACCCUUCCCGUAUGUACAGAAGUGAGCUGGUAACUGAAAGUCAGAUGCAGUCAAUAUUUACUGACAUUGGAAAAGUUGAUUUCAGAGAUCCUUGCAACUCUCAGUUAAUUCCAUCAGUACCUGGGCUGUCCCCGAGUUCCACCACAUCUGCAGCCUGGCUUAGCAGCGAUGGGGAGGCUCUGUUUGCUCUACCAUCUGCUUCUGGCGGCAUCUUUGUUCUUAAGCUGCCUCCUUACGAUGUACCUGGGAUAGCGUCAGUGGUGGAACUGAAACAGAGCUCAGUGAUGCAGCGAUUACUCACAGGCUGGAUGCCCACAGCCAUAAGGGGUGAUCAUGGGCCUUCAGAUCGUGCCCUGAGUCUCGCUGUUCAUUGUGUGGAACAUGAUGCCUUUAUUUUUGCCCUGUGUCAGGAUCAUAAACUACGGAUGUGGUCCUAUAAGGACCAAAUGUGCCUGAUGGUGGCUGAUAUGUUGGAAUAUGUCCCUGUAAACAAAGACCUUCGGCUCACUGCAGGAACAGGACAUAAAUUACGGCUUGCGUAUUCCCCUUCCAUGGGGCUCUACCUAGGAAUAUAUAUGCAUGCUCCAAAACGAGGGCAGUUCUGCGUUUUCCAGUUGGUGAGCACUGAGAAUAAUCGCUAUAGUUUAGAUCACAUUUCUUCCCUGUUCACGUCUCAGGAGACACUCGUCGAUUUUGCCUUAACCUCAACAGAUAUCUGGGCCCUGUGGCAUGAUGCUGAGAACCAAACAAUUGUGAAAUAUAUCAACUUCGAACAUAAUGUUGCAGGUCAGUGGAAUCCAGUGUUUAUGCAGCCUCUACCAGAAGAAGAAAUUGUCAUCAGAGACGACCAAGACCCCAGAGAAAUGUAUUUGCGGAGCCUUUUUACACCAGGACACUUCAUAAAUGCAGCUUUAUGUAAAGCUUUACAGAUUUUCUGCCGAGGUACCGAGAGAAACUUGGAUCUUUCAUGGAAUGAACUAAAAAAGGAAAUUACUUUAGCUGUUGAAAAUGAGCUCCAAGGAAGUGUGACAGAGUAUGAAUUCUCCCAGGAUGAAUUCCGCACUUUACAACAGGAAUUCUGGUGCAAGUUCUAUGCCUGCGUUCUCCAGUAUCAGGAAGCCCUCUCCCACCCUCUUGCUCUACAUUUGAAUCCUCUCACAAACAUGGUGUGCCUUCUGAAAAAAGGAUAUCUGUCUUUCCUGGUACCGUCUUCCUUAGUAGAUCAUUUAUAUCUCCUGCCUGAUGAGCACCUUUUGACAGAGGAUGAGACGACCAUAUCAGAUGAUGUAGAUGUGGCACGGGAUGUCUUAUGUCUUAUAAAAUGCCUCCGGAUGAUUGGAGAGUCAGUUACCAUGGACAUGGCAGUUUUGAUGGAAACCAGUUGUUACAACUUGCAAUCUCCAGAGAAGGCUGCAGAACACAUUUUGGAAGAUUUGAUCACUAUUGAUGUAGAAAAUGUGAUGGAAGACAUUUGUAGUAAACUGCAAGAGAUCAGAAACCCCGUCCAUGCCAUUGGACUUCUUAUACGGGAAAUGGAUUAUGAAACAGAAGUGGAAAUGGAAAAGGGGUUCGAUCCAGCUCAGCCUUUGAACAUUCGAAUGAAUCUUUCUCAGCUCUAUGGUAGUAGCACAGCAGGAUAUAUUGUGUGCAGGGGUGUGUAUAAAAUUGCCAGCACUCGAUUCCUAAUCUGCCGAGACCUCUUGAUCUUACAGCAGCUGCUAACAAGGCUAGGAGAUGCAGUGAUCUUAGGAGCUGGUCAGCUCUUUCAAGCUCAGCAAGACCUGCUGCAUCGCACAGCUCCCCUGCUCUUGUCUUAUUACCUCAUUAAGUGGGCAAGUCAGUGCUUGGCAACUGAUGUCCCAGUUGACACACUGGAGUCUAAUCUACAACAUUUGUCAGUACUGGAACUAACUGAUUCUGGUGCCUUAAUGGCAAAUAAAUUGGUAUCUAGUCCUCAGACAAUUAUGGAGUUAUUCUUCCAAGAAGUUGCAAGAAAACAUAUUAUAUCUCAUCUCUUCUCUCAACCCAAAGCCCCUCUAAGCCAAACUGGAUUGAAUUGGCCUGAAAUGAUUACUGCAGUUACUGGUUAUUUGUUGCAGCUUUUGUGGCCUAGCAAUCCUGGCUGUCUCUUUCUAGAAUGUUUGAUGGGAAAUUGCCAGUAUGUACAAUUGCAGGAUUAUAUCCAACUACUGCAUCCCUGGUGUCAAGUCAAUGUUGGGUCUUGUCGCUUUAUGCUGGGACGGUGUUACCUAGUUACGGGAGAAGUACAGAAGGCUCUGGAAUGUUUCUGUCAGGCAGCAUCUGAAGUGGGCAAAGAAGAAUUUUUAGAUCGCUUGAUCCGAUCAGAGGACGGAGAAAUUGUGUCCACCCCCAAGUUGCAGUAUUAUGAUAAGGUUUUACGUCUACUAGACAUUGUUGGAUUGCCUGAGCUGGUUAUUCAGCUUGCUACAUCAGCAAUUACUGAAGCGGGUGAUGACUGGAAAAGUCAGGCUACCUUAAGAACAUGCAUUUUCAAACAUCAUUUGGACUUGGGUCAUAAUAGCCAAGCAUAUGAGGCCUUGACCCAAAUUCCGGACUCCAGCAGGCAGCUGGACUGUUUGCGACAGCUGGUGGUGGUUCUUUGUGAGCGCUCCCAACUGCAGGAUCUUGUAGAGUUUCCCUACGUGAAUCUGCAUAAUGAGGUUGUAGGAAUAAUUGAAUCACGUGCUAGAGCUGUGGACCUUAUGACUCACAAUUACUAUGAACUUCUUUAUGCUUUUCACAUUUACCGCCACAAUUAUCGAAAAGCUGGUACAGUGAUGUUUGAAUAUGGUAUGCGUCUUGGCAGAGAGGUUCGAACUCUCCGGGGACUUGAGAAGCAAGCCAACUGUUACCUGGCUGCUAUUAAUUGUUUACGGCUUAUUCGUCCAGAGUAUGCGUGGAUCGUACAGCCAGCCUCUGGGGCAGUGUCUGAUCGCCCUGGAGCAUCUCCUAAGCGGAAUCAUGAUGGCGAGUGCACAGCUGCCCCAACCAAUCGGCAAAUUGAAAUUCUGGAAUUGGAAGAUCUCGAGAAAGAAUGUUCUUUAGCUCGAAUUCGCCUCAUGUUGGCUCGGCAUGAUCCAUCAGCGAUUGCCAUUGCAGGAAGUUCAUCAGCAAAGGAAAUGGGCGCUCUCCUGGUUCAGGCUGGCCUCUUUGAUACUGCCAUAUCACUCUGUGAGACUUUUAAGCUUCCAUUAACACCAGUCUUUGAAGGGCUUGCUUUCAAGUGCAUUAAGUUGCAGUUUGGAGGAGAAGCAGCACAAGGAGAAGCCUGGGCCUGGCUAGCAACCAAUCAGCUAUCUCCUGUCAUCACCACCAAGGAGUCCAGGGACAAGUUAAAACAUGUCUUAAAUCACAAAACAGAAGAGAAAAGCCACUUAAUAGACAAUAUUACAGUGUGCCUGGAGAAGGUUGAUGCUGCCGAGUUGCUUCGUCUUUACCUGAACUAUGACCUUUUAGAAGAAGCUGUGGAUUUGGUCUCUGAAUAUGUAGAUGCUGUAUUGGGAAAAGGACAUCAGUACUUUGGAAUUGAGUUUCCACUGUCAGCAACAGCCCCAAUGGUAUGGCUUCCAUACUCUUCUAUUGACCAGCUUCUCCAGGCCCUGGGAGAGAACAGUGCCAACAGUCACAACAUUAUACUUUCCCAGAAAAUUCUUGACAAGCUAGAAGACUACCAGCAAAAAGUUGACAAGGCAACGCGAGAUUUACUGUACCGUCGGGACUUGUGAUCUGGAUAGCUGCUCAGCUUUGUAACCUUGGUGCCUCUUAGGGCUUAGGACUACUCUGCAGAAACCCUGUCCGCAAGGCCAGUUUCUAUAACUGUAAACGAUGUGUGUGGCACCUGAGUCUGCAUCCUUCACACACAGAGAGCAACGGCAGGACCGACCCUGUGCUUGCUUGUGGUGCUAACACGGUUUCUGGUUUGCAAACUUCGUCUCUAACAGCUGCUUUUGUAUAUGAUUCUCAACCUUUUUUCAGAGUUUAUAUUUUUUUAAACUACCGAAGACAUCCUUUAUCUGCAAACAAAAACUCACCUUCACUUUCCGUAAUAGCUAAUGGUUGUUGGUUUGUUACAGCUGACCACCAAAUUGUCACUGCGUGUCCUUUCAUUUUUCCUUACCUUUUUUAUAUUUCAGUGGAUUUGUUUUGGUCCAGAACUAACAUCUAUUUUCUGUACUGCAAACAAAGGCUAGUGGUUUUACAUGCUCCUUUCAUUAUUUAUUAUAGUUUUUCAUAUGACCUUUAAUAAGGUAUUAGGUAAUAUGCAUAGAUUGAGCAUAAAUUAUGACCAGCUUUUUAAGGAAAUAUAUAUUUUGAAUCUGGCUCUAAGGCUAAAGUUGAAAAAAACUAGUGUCCAUCUAUAAAAGAAACAAAUUUUCAUUUUUCAAAUUGUAUUAAUUUAUGUGAUUUAUAAUAAUCAAGCUGGACUUGAUCAUACAGUUAGUGUGAUAAUAUAUUGGACCAAAAUAGGAUUUACCGGUCAGAAUCAGAAACAUUCAUGCAUACAAACUUUGGGAAAGGUGAAAAAUAAUAAAAAUAUCCUUUGAUUUUAUUCUGUAUAUUAAGAUUUAUCUUUUAAGGAAACAGUCUCUAUACUAUUUGUUUGAAUGAAUGCCCUUCAACAUCUGUGGGUUUUUUUAUAAACUUUAGAACUUAUACUGUUAACAUCCUAUUUGUGUUACAUAGUUUAUAGCUCUCCAGUGCUUAACAUGACACACUAUGGAUUGGCCCUUACCCUCGCAGCUUUCUAAACUUGUGGUUUUCCACUACAACGUAAAAGUCACUGGCCUAUAUUCAACCACACUCAGUCGUAGUCUGAAAAUUAGCAAACCCUGCUUCUGCCAUAUCUGAAGAGCAACAAGUGGUGCUGCCUCGCAGUUCACAUAGCACUGCCUUGCAGUUCUCAUGGCCUUUCCUGUGUUAACCGCCAUGUCAAAGCCAGUCUCACCUCCCCUUUAGUCGACCCGUCUCAUUUUGCCCAGGCAGAGCAAAGGGGUUUGUGUUCUCACUUCAGUGUGUUUGCCGCCGUGGCUCUGUGCUUGUGUUUACUGCACCCUGUGAGAUCUUACUAGUCCACAGGGAUUAGACCGUGGCUUUUUUUGUUCUGUUGUUUGUUUUUUCUCUGUCAGAAACUUUAAAGGCUCUCUGAGAGUCUAGAGGAAUGGCUCAGUGGUUACACAGGCUUGCCAUUCUUCCAGAG
Messenger RNA from Mus pahari (shrew mouse), 5630 nucleotides. RefSeq names its product nucleoporin 160 (gene Nup160). Lineage: Eukaryota; Metazoa; Chordata; Mammalia; Rodentia; Muridae. Gene Ontology annotation, cellular component: nuclear pore. The record is from RefSeq and is a predicted model, not a curated record. The transcript has 36 exons. Gene Ontology annotation, molecular function: structural constituent of nuclear pore. The coding region runs from base 13 to 4158 and encodes 1381 amino acids.